Molecule: messenger RNA, 5196 nt
Organism: Oncorhynchus keta (chum salmon)
Lineage: Eukaryota; Metazoa; Chordata; Actinopteri; Salmoniformes; Salmonidae
Product: zinc finger protein 292-like
Biological process (GO): regulation of transcription by RNA polymerase II
Cellular component (GO): nucleus
Molecular function (GO): DNA-binding transcription factor activity, RNA polymerase II-specific; DNA binding
Source: RefSeq, a predicted model, not a curated record
UGUUGUUUGCGUACGCGGCAGUGGUACGCGACUGAGUUGGGUGUGAAGAUGGCGGACGACGAGGCCGAACAAGGCAGCGCACAUACACAUAGCAGUGCAACGAUUACGGCACUUCGAGAGAAAUUACAAGAAUUAGCAAUCGCUCUGAAGAACAGUGCGGAAUCUCCGACUCAGUCGUCUUCUCAGUAUUGCCAAGACUUUUGCCAGACUCUGGUGGAGUAUGCUGGUCGAUGGAGGAUGGAGGAGGACCCACUGCCCUUGGUGGAGGUGUACACAGUGGCUCUGCUGAGCUAUGCCCAGGCUUCUCCCUGCCUCUCCUCCCAAUGUGAAAACGUUCCCCUCGUACUUGAAAGGCUCUCACUGAGCUGUGUGGAGCUGCUGCUCUCCCUGCCAGAACACUUCCCAGGUGCCUUGUGGGAAGAGUUCCAAUCAUCUGUUCAGUCAGCCCAAUCCCAGCUGCAGGAGAAUGGCAUCACACAGCUGUCCCUCCUGUCUACCGUGGCCCAGGAGACUGGUGUGUGGACCAACGCUACCCUGCAUAGUCUUCUCUCUAACGAGUCGCCACAAACAGAGAAAGUUCAUAAGUUCCUUGAACUGGAGGGACCCAUUCUGUUGGAGCUAAGAGUAAAGCACCUUAUCAAGGAGAACUACAUGGAGAGGGCUGUACUGCUGGCAAAGGCAUGUGCAGAGUAUCCUGAGUUUGAAGGAAAAGGGCACUUUAAGCAGAUGUACCUUGUCUGCUUGUGUGCCGUCUCAGCACAGGAACCACUAAUGGAGGAGCUCUCCAACGUAGAUUGCCGCGAUGCACUAGAAAUGAUCUGUAACCUGGAGUCAGAAGGGGAUGAGAGGGGAGCCUUCAGCCUAUGCUCGGCCUUUCUGACACGACAGCUUCUCCAAGGAGACACUUACUGUGCCUGGGAGCUGACACUGUUUUGGAGCAAACUGCUGAAGCGGUUAGAGUCGCCUGAAGAGACUUUCCUGGACAGAUGUCGCCAGAUGUCUUUGCUGUCCAAAACAGUCUUCCACAUCCUCUUCCUCAUCAAAGUCAUUCAAUCAGAAGUGGACAAGGUUGGACUGCCAGUGUGCGUUGACAUGUGCAUACGGGCUCUACAGUUGGAAUCAAGUGACGUAAACACCAAGGCUACCAUUUGCAAAACCAUCUCCUGUUUGCUGCCCACUGAUCUGGAGGUAAAGCGGGCCUGCCAGCUGACAGAGUUCCUCCUGGAACCCACAGUGGACUCCUACUACGCCGUGGAGACUCUCUACAACGAACCAGACCAGAAGCUGGAGGAAGAGAAUCUUCCCGUGCCCAACUCGCUCCGCUGUGAGCUUCUGCUGGUGUUCAAGACCCAGUGGGCUUUUGACCCUGAGUUCUGGGACUGGAAGACACUGAAGCGUCACUGCCUGACCCUUAUGGGCAAGGAGGCCUCCAUUGUGUCCUCCAUUGACCUGCUGAAUGACAAUGAGAGCCCAGAGGCCACCGAGGAGGAGGACACAGCUCAGGGUGAGGAAGGAUUCAGAGACGUCACAGACUGCUUUAUUGACACCACACAUGAACUGAAUGAAAUAGCCGAUAAAAGACAGAAAAACCGGGAGACAAAGAAACUGAGAGAGAAAGGGUUCAUCUCGGCCAGGUUUAGAAACUGGCAGGCAUAUAUGCAGUACUGUGUUCUGUGUGACAAGGAGUUUCUGGGUCACAGGAUUGUACGUCAUGCUCAGACUCACUACAAAAAUGGACUUUAUAGCUGCCCGAUAUGCGCAGAGACCUUCACCUCAAAAGACACAUUGGAACCACACGUGGCAUCACACGUAAAGCUAUCAUGCAAGGAAAGACUAGCUGCAAUUAAAACAAAUAAAAAAUUGGCGAAUCCCAAAACGGCUGCUCCUGUUAUAGCGGCUCUAAAAGCUAAGACUGAAAAUCAACUUUGGACAACAGAUGCAAAUGGCGAAUCUCAAGAACAAAAUGGGCAGUCGCUUCAGACAGAAAUGGUUCAGACCAAAGUCUCUGGACUUAAGACCGAAAGCAGCACUGAGGAAAACACAUGCCCUAUUGCAAACUGCAAAAAGGGAUUCAAGUAUUUCCGAAAUCUUGUUGUCCAUGUGAAAGCACAUGGAGAAAACGAUGAAGCCAAGCGCUUCCUUGAAAUGCAGAGCAAAAAGGUGAUUUGUCAAUAUUGUCGUCGCCAGUUUGUUAAUGUCACCCACCUUAACGAUCAUUUGCAAGUGCACUGUGGCGUCAGACCUUACAUUUGCAUACAGUUGAACUGCAAGGCCUGCUUCCUAUCCAACACAGAGCUGCUUGUACACAGGGAAGAACAUGUCGUAUUUAAAGCCAGAUGCAUGUUUCCUAGAUGUGGGAAGAUUUUCAAUGAAGCCUAUAAGCUUUAUGACCAUGAGUCACAGCAUUACAAAACGUUCACCUGCAAAGUCCCUAACUGUGGGAAAGUGUUCCAUUCUCAGUCACAGUUGGAUCUUCACCAGGAGGAACAUGUCACAAAAGAGGAGGACCCAGCUACAGACUCCGACCUUUCUCAUUCUCUGGACCAGAGGAUGCUUUCUGAUCAGGCUUCCUUCUCAGAGGAUGUUGAUGAGGCUUCUCAUCCACCAGCAUCUGUCGCGGUGAAGCACUCUAUUGACCACCUGCUGAACGCUUCUCAAGGUCCUGUUCAGAAUGAUCGACGAUACGUGAACAACAGUGAGCCACAAGAAAAAGAACUUUACCCAUGUUCAGAAAGCUCUGUGAUUCGGUUGACCAGAAAUGCACAAAUGCACGACCCAAAUCAACUGCAACGUAGACCCCAAGACCCCUCAGUGACUGCUGCAUAUGACUAUAUGAGACCCAAAUCACAGCCACAUAAUCCAUUAGCUUCAUACCAAGAUACUGGGGAUUUGCACCAUGCCUUACAGCCAAAUGUGUUACAAGGUCAGGACCAGGGUUUGCUGGAAGGGAGAAGUUAUGGAUCCAGGAACUACAAUUCGGACUACAGAGUACCAGUGCAAGUACAACAACAGCAUCCACACAUGUCUGUUACCAUGUCAGCAGUAAGCCAGACCCCCAAUUACCUGUCAACUCCAAUGCCUCAAACUGUCCCAUAUGCAUCUCAUACACUUCUUCCACUAGUCACUCAUUUGCCAGCCACUGGUUGCAGAACAGAGAAUUCAAUAACACAGUGCCCGUUACCAAGCACUCCUGCCCCACAGCAGAGCCCAUUACCAAGCACUCCUGCCCCACAGCAACACCCAUUACCAACGGCUCUUGCCCCACCCCAAGGACAGAAAGAAAGACACCACUGUGCUUUGGAUACAUGCGAUCGCAACUACAGCUCCUACAAAAGUGUUACCAAGCACAUGAAAGCAGUUCACCCAGAGUUUUAUACUGAAUGGAAACUUGCUAAAAAAAAAAUCAGGGAACAAGAAAAAGUUGAAAAGGCCAGGAAAGCUAUCCCAUCGAAAACGUCACCCAAAGUCAAGCAGCAGAGAGGACCAAAGCCUAAAGUUGAAAUUCCCAAGAAGACAAAAGAGAAGAAGUCUGAGGCAAAUAAUGCUUUCAGUCCAUACAGGCCAUAUCGCUGUGUUCAUCAAGGAUGUGCAGCGGCCUUCACCAUUCAGCAUAAUUUAAUCCUCCAUUACAGGGCUGUCCAUCAGUCUGCUCUGUCCACAUGUGAAAUGAAAAAUGAUCAAAAUGAUGAACCGGCUGAGAAAAAAGACAUCAGGCAGGAGAGAGUUAUGGAUGAGGAACCAGAGGGGGAAGUCACCCAGGUAACGGAAUUCCGAUGUCAAGUGAGCGACUGCUCGAGAGUAUUCCAAGAUGUCCCCAACCUGUUACAGCAUUACCUCCAGCUUCACAAGUUCAGCCUGGAUAAAGCAGGAUCUCUAAUGUCCAACAUCAACCUAGGCAGAUUCAGUUGUGAUCAGCAAGGGUGCACAACAUCCUUCACUGCUUUCUGGAAGUAUAUAGGACAUAUUGAAAAAGAACACGACAAGGCAAAACUAUCCAAAAUGGAAUCUGUGGAUGGGAUGUUCCAGUGUGAUGUUGAUGGCUGUGCCCACGCUUAUGCUACAAAGUCAAACCUUCUGAGGCACACCAUGAAAAAGCAUCAUGACCUUUACAAACUCCAACUGAUGAACCAACGGAAAAGUGAAGAUCUUGGGAAACCCAGCACCAAGAAUUCCCAUUACCAACUGACUAAAUCAAGCGAUGGGAAAGAAAACAUAGAGAGCAACAAAAAGAUUACAGAGAAGGGAGGUGACAAAAAGAAAACUGACAAGACGGAAAAAAAUCAUUGGACUAAAUAUGGAAAACCUUCCUUGAAAACUAAGGAUGAAGCAUCUGCGAUGUGCAUAAAGAAGUCCACCUUGCAAUACCCUUGCAUGAUAAAGGGCUGUGAUUCAGUGAUGAAGUCUGAACGGAGCAUCAUGAAGCACUACAUGGGGCACGGACUGUCCGAGCGAUACUUAGAAGAGCAGAGAAGCCACUUCAUAUUCUGCAAGAAAUACCCCCGACGUAGGAACCCUCGGUCUGGCAGGAGCGAUGACUCCAAGUCCGAGACGACAUCCGAGAUAUCCGACAGUGAGGACACAGCAGACACGGGCCAAGAAGGAAGUGAGUAUGAUGAGUAUUCAAAACCCGCCUUACGGAGAAGGGGGCAGGGCGGACUGUCUGACACCAAACCCUCGUAUGAUGAAACUUCAGAAACCGUAUCUGAUAGCUCUGUGGUGGUGAAACGCAAGAGAGGGCGACCACGGAAAAUUAAUUUAGAAAAAAUUGUCAAACGCAAGAGAGUGUCCAGACUGACUAGGAGUAAUGCAGUUUGCUGUGGAGAAAAUGGAUCUGACUACGACUCCUCUAGCACUGUCCUUACCCAGGAUGAAAUGAACGAUCAAAGUGAAACAUUGACCUCCUUUAAGCCCAUGGGGUUCGAGAUGUCUUUCUUAAAGUUCUUAGAGCAGUCAAACCCACCUAAAAAUUCUGUAAAGAAGAGGAUUCAACUAGGAAACGCUACAGUGUUGUGCAAAAGGUCAGAUGCAUAUUUGCAUUACCCAAAAGGCUUUGAUACCCUUGAGUUCAGGAACCCUCAGAAGCUGACAUCUCUUAACAAUGUGAAAAUUGUAGUAGACAAAGCCUUUUCAGACGUUGGUGAUAAUCUGCUAAAGCAGCUCCAGGAAAUGCGACCCACAGUGAUAUUAGAAAAAUAG